Messenger RNA from Scleropages formosus (Asian bonytongue), 691 nucleotides. Lineage: Eukaryota; Metazoa; Chordata; Actinopteri; Osteoglossiformes; Osteoglossidae. The record is from the annotation of a RefSeq genome assembly.
AUGGCCACCCCUCUUCAACUAGGAUUCCAAGACGCAGCAUCCCCAGGCAUAGAAGAACUUGUACACUUCCACGACCACGCUCUCAUAGUCGUUUACUUAAUUAGCAGCUUCGUACUUUACAUCAUCGUCACGCUAGUAAUAACAAAACUCACAAACAAACACGCCCAUGACUCACAAGAAAUUGAAAUCAUCUGGACAAUCCUUCCAGCAAUUAUCCUCAUCGUAGUAGCCCUGCCAUCACUUCGAAUUCUAUACCUUAUAGAUGAAAUUAAUAACCCCCACUUAACAGUAAAAGCUUUCGGACAUCAAUGAUACUGAAGCUAUGAAUAUACUGAUUAUGACGACCUAGCUUUUGACUCAUACAUAACCCCCACACAAGACUUAAUCCCCGGCCAAUUUCGCCUUCUAGAAGUAGACCACCGCAUGGUAAUCCCCACUGAAUCUCCUAUUCGAGUUCUAAUUACAGCUGAAGACGUUCUCCACUCAUGAGCCGUACCAGCCCUUGGCAUCAAAAUGGACGCAGUACCAGGACGACUAAACCAAACAACAUUCAUGACCUCCCGCCCUGGUAUUUACUACGGACAAUGCUCUGAAAUCUGCGGCGCAAACCAUAGUUUUAUACCAAUCGCUGUAGAAGCAGUCCCAUUAACCCACUUUGAAGAUUGAUCAACCUCCAUGCAACAGACCGUAU